Molecule: messenger RNA, 1689 nt
Organism: Wallemia ichthyophaga EXF-994
Lineage: Eukaryota; Fungi; Basidiomycota; Wallemiomycetes; Wallemiales; Wallemiaceae
Product: Transmembrane protein C30D11.06c
Exons: 6
Coding region: 1-1689 (562 amino acids)
Biological process (GO): transport
Molecular function (GO): transporter activity
Source: RefSeq, a predicted model, not a curated record
AUGGCAGGAUCUGGCAGUCAACUGCCCACUGUGCUCCUUGUACUGUGUACGCUUUCUGCACUGCUCGCCACGAUUAUCAGCCUGGCUGGUAUUAAGACGCAUUUACUCAAUUACCGUAUGCCGCUGCUGCAGAGAUUUACAGUGAGGAUAUUGGUCAUGCUGCCCGUUUACGCUCUCGCGUCCCUAAUUUCACUCUUCUCGCUCGAUGCUGCGUAUUGGAUCGAUGUCGGUAGGGAUCUUUAUGAGGUGCGUCGGGCACAUUGGGAUUACAUCGGCGGUGAACGUCAGCUUAUCAUUUCUCUCCUCGGCCGCAAGCCCACCAAGCACCUUUUCCCGGUCACCUUCUUCCAGGACUCAAUGGACGUCUCUGAUCCACACAGCUUCCUCUUCCUCAAAAGAGGCAUUCUCCAAUACGCCUGGGUGAAACCUCUGCUCGCUAUCCUUACCCUCAUCCUCAAGCUUACAGACAAGUACGAUGACGGAAACAUAGCCUGGAAUGCCGGUUAUACCUAUGUCCAGCUCAUAUACAAUGUCAGUAUUUGUACUGCACUCUACUGUCUCGCCAUGUUCUGGGUGACGGUACACGACGACCUGCGCGGCUUCAGACCCAUUCCCAAGUUCAUAUGCGUGAAGGGAAUUCUUUUUGCCACUUUUUGGCAAGGUCUUCUUGUGUCCUUCCUUGUGGCGGUGGGGGCGAUUCCGAGACUCGGACCAUACACAGAUAACGAGCAUAUCUCUCUAGCUAUUGGUGAUAUGCUCAUCUGUUUCGAAAUGCCUCUGUUCGCAAUACUCCACCUAUUCGCCUUCUCAAGCGGCGACUAUGUGUCAAAAUCCGCUUAUCUCUCCUCACGACUCCCGCUGGCAUAUGCAUUCAGGGACUCGUUCGCUAUGAAGGAUGUCUUCAUCGAUUCCCUCCAGACGCUCAAGGGCGACGGGUUCGACUAUAGACAGUUCGAGCCUGUCGCAGCGAACAAGAUUCAUCAGGGCAGAGCCAUCAAUACUCGCCUCGGUGCUGGUUUGCGUUAUGCCAGCGGCGGUGCUCGGAAAUACUGGGUCGGCGGUGUGCGCAAUGGCGAUGGCGAUGGCGAUAGAGCAGGAGUGAGUGGGUUGACUAACGACCACUACAGCAGCUAUAAUUCUAUCAAUACCUCCUCGCCAGCUGCAAAUGCAAACGCAAACUUAAGUGCGAGCAGACGCAAGCGCCCAGUCGACGACCUCUCGACGUGUAGUUUCGGAGAAACUUCAGCUGAAGAGGAUAAAUUGUAUUCUGAGGCGAAGCGACUGCCAUACGGUGACUACAAUUACCCCCAUAUAGACGUAUCGCGGGAGGAGGAGAUGCGUUUGAGACGUGAUAUGGAAGAUCAGGUUCUCGCAAACAAAAGGAGCGCGGCUAGUCGACUCCUCUCGCCCAAGUCGGCGUCAUCAGCUUCCGCUCACCUCCAGCGGCCUAAGGAGAGCGUGCAGACGCGUAAGAGUCUCUCCAAUGUCCAUAAUGUCCAUAAUGAGCAGGAUCAGGAGCAUAAUGAACAUGAGCAGGAGGAUAUACCAGGCCACAGCCAUUCAUAUCAAAAUAGAUACGAAAUUGACGAUGAAGAUGACCAAGAUGAUAACAGUACGAUAUCUACAUCCACUCAAACACCACUCAAUAGUGUUUUAUAUGACUACAGAGAGCUAAAUCCGUGGAGCUGA